AUGUCUGAGUCUUGCGUCUUUAUUACUUCACCCUCUCAAUUCCAGAGGUUUCCUGAUUCCAAACAAAUUUCAUUAAGAUUUGUUUCUUUGCUGACCGGUAUCAAAUACAAUGGGAAGAACUUCAUCUUGGAAUUAAGUGAUUUUGAUAAUAAUAACGUCAUUAGUCCAUAUCGUGUCAAAUUAAGAUGCUCUGAUGAAAAUGCUAAAAGAUUAGCGCAGAUGACAAUAUCAUUACUUUGUCAAUUUUUCGAUUUUGAGAUUCCUGAAUUGAGAACUUUAUCAGAUCCAUUUUUCAUUGAUGAAAUUCAAUUGGAUAGACUAUGUUUCAUUAAUUGUAAAGUAAUCUAUAUUGGAAAGGAUGACAAAUACAGUCUGUUCUUGGAUGAUAUUAAACCGAUUGACUUAAACAAUGCUAUAAGGAUCGCUAGACAAUUACAAUCCACGUUAGAACAGAGAACAAUAUUGAAAAUCUUUGAUAAUUUGAUUAAGUUGAACAAUGAAUCAAGGAAUGGAUUUAAAUUUGUUAAAUUGGAUAAUUAUAAUAAUGAGUUCGCACAAUUUAUUCAAGAAAAGCAAACCAUGGUAAAUUCGAGAAAGAAAACUACCAUCAUUAACAACAAUCCCUUGUUUAGAAGUCAUAUUACAGAUACAAGAGAAAAUGAAAUGACGUCUCAAUUUGACUUCAAUUCGCAAUAUUUGAACACAGAAAAUUCAAAUGAUAGUACCUCCCCUUCUCAUGAUAGUAUAGACCCCAUUGAAGAGUCAGAUGCAAAUUCUUCAUCUAUACAUUUAUCAAGAAAUACAUCAAGGCAAAGCAUCACCACUGAAAGAUCUCCUAAAUUAAGAAAGUUAAAUAAGAAUAGUAAACCAGUUGCAAAUAAACCUGAAUAUUAUAGAUGUGUUGAUAUAGGUACUAUAUGUGAGAUUCAAGGUAAAUUAGUUGGUUCCAUUCCAUUAAAUCUAAUUGAAUCAAAUUUAAAUGCUUCUCCAGCCAGAUUUUUUUUUAUUCCCAAUGAGUGGACAGAAGGAAAAGAGGGGAAUGAUGAAGCAAUGAUCAAAUUGCUUCCUAAUUAUAACUGUAUAGAAGUUCUUGUCUCUAAAUUUAGUGAGUUGAAAGGAAUAUUUAGUAAAUUCACCACCGAUUUUACUAAACUUAAUCAUUUCCUUUUGAAUAACAAAGUUCAAGUUAGGAUAGUAAGAAGUAAGUUUCCCUUCAAGUUGCUGAAGAAUGAUACAUUUCAUGCAUAUAACAAAGAACAUGCAUUUGCCCCAAUAUGGACAUUACAGGAUAUCGAUCUACUCCCCUCGAAGAUACCGAAAAAGAAAGCGGUUCCACGAUUACUGCCGUCAACGAUAGCAAAUAAUCAAGAUGAAGAUUUGAAUAAGAUUUUAAACCAACAAUUUGAGCGAACCAAAAAUGAUUCUGUCAUUAAGUUUGAAGAAUUGAGAUUGUCACCGCAUGAGGUUAAAUUUGUGACGAUGUUUGGUUUAUUGGUUUCUGUCACUUUUGAAAAUUCUCAAUACGUUUCGUUAGUCUUUACAGAUUUUACAACAAAUUCUAUUGAUCAAAAAUAUUUAUUCGGUAAUUAUCUAAUUGAUCCAAUCGUGAGAAUGAAUGGUGAUCAGGGGUUUCGGGUUAUUAUGUAUCCUGAACAUUUUGAAAUAUUUAAUAGAAAUGUGGCUAAGGUAUUCGGAUCCACAUUAAAAGAUUUAUUAAAUGGUAGAGAAAAUAUUACCAACAAAGGAAUUGUUUGUAAGAUCUCAUUGAAAUUGAAAUUUUUCACUAAUAAAUUGAAUGCUAUUUCAAGAGUUUGCAUCCCCAUCUUGACAUCAAACAAUGAAUUGAGUUUGAAAGAAUACAGCAUAUUAGAUCACAUUUAUAAAAAUGCUCUAACAAAUAUUCAUGAAUACGAUAUGGACAAAUGUUUUGAUUCUUUUGUAAAGUGUUUCCCAUAUAAAAGACAAGCAGAUGGUAAGAUAAUUGUUACUUCUUCCACUGAGGAACGAGAAUUAUCACUCAUAUUAGAUGAUGACGAUGAUGACGAUGAUAAUGAUAAUGAUCAUCAACUGGAAACUGACGAUAACAAUGCAAACCUAUCUAGUCUAAUGAAUGAAAAAUCCUUCAAGGAGGGCGAAACGCAGGAUAGUAUACCAGAUAUAAAUAUAGACGCAACGCCAUAUAGAAUUCAAGAGAACAAUAAUAUUCCCCUUUUGAACGUUUUGCAAGACGAUGAACCAGUAAUAUUUAGGGUCUCUGGUAAAUUGAUUAAUGUCGAGUAUCAUCCAUCAUAUCUUGCUCUAACAAUAACGAAUGAUACAUUUGCGAAAGAUGCCAUUGAAUGGACAAGAAUAUUGAAGAUUGAAGUAUUUUCCAGUGAGAAUAUAAGAUAUUUUUUCAACGCCGGUGUAGAGCCACCGUUGGUUGAGAUGAGUACGCAAUCGCAAGUACUGUCCACGGAGAAUGCAAUAAAUAUUGAAGAUAACCUAAAUAUCCUAAAAGGGUUUGUUGGGAAGGAGUUUUCGUUCAAGAUUACUAAGGGUACAUUGAAGCUAUUCACGAACAUUGGAGUGUCAGUGUGGUGCCCGGUUGAGUACACACUCGAAGAAAUGAAGGGUCAAAUGAUGUUGCGUCAUGACAGGGAUGCCAAAGACAGCAAGAAACCUUUAACCUCCUCACAUGGCAUGGUGAAGCAGGAGACGCAUUCCCUAGUGGAAAUCAUUGAUUGA
This is a messenger RNA of Naumovozyma castellii, 2727 nucleotides long. RefSeq names its product telomere-binding protein CDC13 (gene CDC13). The transcript has a single exon. NCBI's taxonomy places the organism in Eukaryota, Fungi, Ascomycota, Saccharomycetes, Saccharomycetales, Saccharomycetaceae. Bases 1 to 2727 code for a protein of 908 amino acids. The record is from RefSeq and is a predicted model, not a curated record.